Paralichthys olivaceus (Japanese flounder) is the source of this 531-nucleotide messenger RNA. NCBI's taxonomy places the organism in Eukaryota, Metazoa, Chordata, Actinopteri, Pleuronectiformes, Paralichthyidae. The record is from RefSeq and is a predicted model, not a curated record.
GCUCUGACUGUACGUCUUCUUCUUCUCUCUGCGUGACCUCAGGCGCUGCUGCAGGCCCACGACGUGGUGGCCCACGAGGUUUACAGUGACGAGGCUCUGAGGGUGACCCCGCCGCCCACCUCGCCCUACCUGAACGGAGAAUCUCCAGAGAGCACCAACGGAGACAUGGACCUGGAGAACGUCACAAGAGUCCGUCUGGUCCAGUUCCAGAAGAACACGGACGAGCCAAUGGGAAUCACGCUGAAGAUGAACGACUCCAACCACUGCAUCGUCGCCAGGAUAAUGCACGGGGGGAUGAUCCACAGACAAGGAACUCUGCACAUAGGAGACGAGAUCAGGGAGAUCAACAGCAUCAGUGUGGCCAAUCAGACGGUGGAGCAGCUGCAGAGGAUGCUGAGGGAGAUGAGAGGCAGCAUCACCUUUAAAAUCGUGCCAAGUUACCGGACGCAGGGAUCCUCGUGUGAGGUAACGCCUCCUCUUCCCCCUCCUCCUCUUCCUCCUCUUCCUCCUCCUCCUCCUCCUCACUGCUGA